Chiroxiphia lanceolata (lance-tailed manakin) is the source of this 1188-nucleotide messenger RNA. RefSeq names its product apovitellenin-1-like. Gene Ontology annotation, molecular function: enzyme inhibitor activity. The transcript is spliced from 4 exons. Gene Ontology annotation, cellular component: chylomicron. The record is from RefSeq and is a predicted model, not a curated record. Gene Ontology annotation, biological process: lipid metabolic process. NCBI's taxonomy places the organism in Eukaryota, Metazoa, Chordata, Aves, Passeriformes, Pipridae. The coding region runs from base 543 to 860 and encodes 105 amino acids.
AGAAGAAAUGUGAGAGGGGUGCACACUUACCUCUGUGCACCAUUUGGUUAAUGCUUUUACUGUAAAUGAAGGGGGAAAUGCCAAUGGCCAUAAAGCUGCAAGUAAGUUCCAACUAUCAGAGCAGGGAGGUUAUGGCACAGGCCUUCCCAAAAAUUCAGCUCAGGUCUAGCUACUGUUAAUGUGGAAUUUGGUCAACUUAUGAGAGCGGUCUCUAUGACACAGAUGCCUGCGAAAGUAGGGGACUCGGUGACCCAGGAGCUGCCUUCCACAUCUCUUAGGCUCAGGUCAGACUGACCCUCCAUUACCAAAUCUCAAUAACAGGUCCAGAGUCCUCCACAGCUUCUUACCUGUCCCACUGAGCUGGAUGUGCUUGCAAAAGAGCAAAUGGGGAAACAGAGCAGGACCUUUGACCCCUCGCUAUCAUUAUAUUCGCUCCAUAAAUGCCGGUGUCUCAGAUGAGCAUCUACCUCAGCUUCAGCCUGAGAAAGAGAGAAGGCAGGACAGGUCUCUCAGUAUAGUGAGCAGAACUGGUACUGCAAACCAUGUUGCAAUCCAGGGUAUUGGUGAUAGCUCUGAUUCUGCUCCUCAGCACCACUCUGCCUGAAGUGCACUCAAAGUCCGUCUUUGAGAGAGACCGUCGUGACUGGCUGGUCGUCCCUGAUGCAGUUGCAUCUUAUGUCUAUGAAGCUGUGAACAAGGUGUCCCCUAGAGCGGGUCAGCUCUUGGUUGAUGCUGCCCAGACUCCAGCAGUUGUUGCAACUAGGAACUUCCUCAUAAGAGAAACAACUAAACUCAGUAUAAUGGCUGAACAGCUGAUUGAAAAAGUAAAGAACCUGUGGACAAGAGUCCGAGGCUAUUAGCCAGAAGAAGACAAGUCAGCGUCUCCUGAUGUGAAUUGGUAACACCCUGCAGUGUCCUCUUUCCUCCUGCUCCUACUACGAGCCAAGAUCAGUCGAUAAGACAGAAUCAAUGCUCCUCUUAGUGCCACUAGAGGGAACCCACCUUCAAAGACCAAAAGACGGAAGGCAUCUGCUGAAGCCUCCCCCAGAAAAAAAAAGAACACGCAACUGGGCAUAGGGAAGACAAUAAGAUUGUAGAGCUCUUCUGUAGCCAAAUCUUGAAAAUUAAUUCCUCCUGAAAGGCUUGGCCAUUGCCCCUCCAAUAAAAUAGUGUUGGUUGUUACACUUC